Molecule: messenger RNA, 8438 nt
Organism: Notechis scutatus (mainland tiger snake)
Lineage: Eukaryota; Metazoa; Chordata; Lepidosauria; Squamata; Elapidae
Source: RefSeq, a predicted model, not a curated record
GGAUAAAUCGGAGUGCGGCCAGGGGGAGAUGUGGCGCCUGGGCAGUUGAACAUCUUUCGGAAAGCAUUGACCAUAAAAAGAAGGUGUAACUCGGCCUUUGCCUAGAUUGAAAACAAUUAACCUGCCUUAGAAGCUACUGAAUAAUUGUAGAAUAUUCUGCAGAUGCAGAUUAUAUAACCAACGCAAUGAAUGCAACAAAACAAUUAAAACAAAAGACAAUUGACAACUCAUCUCCAGGAACAAGGAAUAAAGGAGGAAAACAGAGCAGAUAUGAAGCUAACCCAAUGGUUUUAAUGCCUGCAGUUCCCAAAGAAACCAUCACGCAGUAUUCUCUGGGUCUUACUUCAGGAAAUAAAGACAGAAUGUUUGAUGAGAUGGAUAUGCUUAGAAAUAUUACAAAACAUCUAAAUGAGAUUGUACAUACAAUGGAAGAUGUGUAUAUAAAGGAAGGUGAAGUUAAAGAAAGUAAAGAAGAAGAGGAGGAAGAGGAGGAAGAACUAUCUAAAGAAGAUUAUGAAGAUAUGACUUCUUUCCUGAUAUGUUGUUCACAACUUAGAACACAAUUGGAAAAUGCACUUCGUGAAGAAAAGCAAAUAUUAGACUCAUUGCUUAAGUGGUUUGAAAAGGAGGUCCAUGAGAUGGAAGAGUUAGGCGAGGAAGAAAUUAUCCCAGACUGGCAAGUUCCUCUAGCAGAUAAAAGCAUAACAAAUAAUAUCAAUCAGUUACUGAAUCGCAUUCAAAGACUUGAAGAACUAAAAGGCCGUGUUCAAGAACUACCCAAACUUAUUCAGUUUUCUAUACCUAAACAGGAAAAGAAAAAAGCAGUAAGCCCAACACCUCCCACUCCAAAAGAUCCAAAAAAUAUAAUUGAAGAACUUGCUACAAAACAUUUCACUGAAGAUGUGUUCAAUAUGGUACAGGUUUUCCAAGAAGAUGCAGGACAACCACAAACAAUUGAGAUGAUGAACAAUCGCAUGAUAGAAAUAAUGAAAGUAUUUGAAAGACAAACGAACAAGUUACACAGAGUUGUAAAUGAACAGGAUGUGCUGGAAGGUAAAUUACAGAAAAUUCAGAAAGAAUUUAAAAAGCUAACAGAAGAAAAAGAAAUAAUGGAGGACGAACUUCAAAAAAUGAAAUCUUCAGAGCAAGAUAAAGGAAUACCAAACACAAGGAAAAAGUUACUAAAACUGGAGAAGAUGAAAAUUGAAGAGAAACCACAAGGUUCUUCAGAAAAGGCUCAGGUAAUGCAGAAACUGGAGUCUGGUUUUGCAAAGGAAAAAGAACAAACACAAAUGAAAGAUGAUUUAAAUAAAGCUCAGGAAGACAUUCAGUCCCUUCAGGAAGAGAAGAAAAUGCUUGAGGAGAAGCUACAAAAAGCUUUACAGGAAGUUGAAAAGGCAAAGAUUCAACUUGCUGAAAUACCACCAACAAUUCCAGACUGGCAGUUCCCUUUAUCAGCAGGUGUGGAAGAGGUUCCAAAGAAAGGCAAGAAAGCAACAAAAGGGAAAGUUAAAGGAGAUGAUUUAAUUAGCAAAACAGAAAAAACAACCCCUAAAUUACAAAAAACGGAAACAGGAAAAACAAGUGAAAUACUUCCACGAAAAAGUCAGGAACUUUCUAAACAAAAAGGAGCAGCUGGUGUUACGGAGAAGCUGUUAAAACAGGCUUCCCAACCUGAAGAUACUGAUAAAAAACAGGAAGAAUCUAAGAAAAUAAAAACGGAGACGGUUGAUUCCAAAGAUAUGGCAAAACCCAAGGAUUCUUCUGAAAUGAAGAAGCGACGUUUGAAGGGCGCAGGGAAAGAGGUAUCUAUAGAAGAAAAGCAGCAAUUGCCUGAUUCUGCAAAAGAUGAGGAAAAAAUAUUGCCAGUGAUUUUAGAUAAACAUGUAGAAAUGCUUCCACCAGACUCAAAAAGCCUGAGAGAAGAAAUUACUAUAUCUCCUCAAGAACAUAUACCAAGUACUAAACAGAAAACUUUGCGAGUUACUCCAGAAUUCAAAAUGAAGGAUACAGCUGAAGUUAAGCCUUUAACAUUGCAAAAAGAAAUUCCAAGACUUGACAUAGACUCGGUAGAACUUAAAAAAGACGAAAUUACAGAGGAGGAAAGUCACCACUUGAUCAGUAAAAGCAUGCUUCAGUUAAAAGAUCAUUUGACUAAACUAAAGGGAAUGCCUGAAGCUGAAACUUUAGCGAAACUCUUGCUUGAGUCUGGCAAAGGUGAAAGAGAGGAAGAUGAAAGAAAAAGAACUUUGCUUGCAAAUAUAGUAUCGGUUGUUAGACCUUUAUUGCAAGAGCAGUCUCCUAAAGCUGAUCUUUCAGAAAUAGAAAGAAAUGAUCUGGCAGAGGAAAGAACAGCCUUCCUUUCAAUCCUAGACUCACAAAUAAAAGAUUAUCAACAAGUUAGAAAACUAGAAAAUAUUGAAACAGAAAUUAGGAAGCUUUCAGAAGAAAGAACCCAGUUACGUGCAAGUGUGGAAUUAAAUAUGAAAGAUUUGGAACGAGCCCAAGCUCUUGCAUCUUCCCAGCCAUCAGAAAUUAAUGAGAACAGAGUAAAAGAACUGGAAAAACAAGGAGCAUUAUUAGUUGAUAAUUUGGAGGCAAAUCAACAAGAACUUGAAAGUGCUAGAUUCCUUGAAGAGAAGAAGAUUGAUAAACUGGCAAAACAGAGCCUAUCUUUGCUUGCAAUUUUGAAAUCAAAUAUAAAGGAGCUAGAAGAAGCUGAGACUCUUGUAGCUACCCAACCAAGCAUUACUGCUGAUUUAAAAAUAAAAGAAUUAACUGAAUUAAGAAAUGAAGUGGCUGAGCAUUUAGAGCAAAAUCUGCAGAAUAUCCAAAGAGCAUGGUCUCACGCUCCAGGACUUACAAUUGAAAGCAGACUUCAAGAAAAGGAAUUAGAGGAAUUACAUGAACUAUCUGAACUGAAGCAGCAGUUACUGGAAUCACUGGAAUCUAAUCAGAAAGAGCUACAAGAAAUUCAAGAACUUGCAGCUGCCCAAGCUUGCAGUGUCACUGAGCAUAUGUUACAGGAAUUAACUGAGCAAAGAAGACAUUUGACCAUAGAUCUGGAGGCAACACUAGAUGGCAUACAAGAUAUAUGUCAUCGACCUGCAGAAAGAAGUACAUUUAUACAACCUUCUGAAAAGGAAAUGCAUGAUUUACACAAACUAUCUGAAAAGAAGGGACAGUUACUUGAAACUUUGGAGUCUAAUUGGAGAGAGCUAGAAGAAAUUCAGGAACUUGCAGCUAUUCAACCAAGCGAUAUCACUGCACAUAAGCUGCAGGACUUAACUAAGCAAAGAAAACACAUGACCACAGAAUUGGAAGCAACUCUAGAUGGUAUUCAAAAUAUAUGUCAUCAGGCUUCAGAAACCUGUACAUUUAUACCACCUUCUGAAAAAGAAUUACAUGAAUUGGAUGAAUGGUCUGAUAAAAAACAUCAAUUGCUGAAAUCACUGCAAUCUAAUCAGAAAGAGCUGCAAGAAAUUAAGGAAUGUGCACCUAUGAAACCAGACAGUGUUAGUGAGCAUAAAUUGCAGGAAUUAAAUGAGGAAAUAAGAAAUUUGACCUUAGAGUUGGAGACAACUCUAAAUGGUAUGCAAAAUGUAUGUUGUCGUGCUUCAGAAAAAAUUAUAUUUAUACAACCUACUGAAAAAGAAUUACAUGAGUUGCAUGAACUAUCUGAAAAGAAAUAUCAAUUACUGGAAACACUGGGCUCUAAUCGGAAAGAACUACAAGAAAUUCAGGAACUUGUAACUACCCAACCAGGCAGUGUCAGUGAGCAUAAGUUGCAGGAGUUAGCUGAACAAAAAAUAAAUUUGAUCUCAGAUCUGGAAGCAGCUGUACAUGAUAUACAAAAUAUAUGUCGUCAUGCUUCAGAAAGGACUACAUUUGUACAGUCUACUGAAAAAGAAUUACAUAAGUUGCAAGAACUAACCAAAAAGAAACAACAGUUACAAGAAACCCUGGAAUCUAAUUGGAUAGAGCUACAAGAAAUUCAAAAACUUGCAGCUAUGCAACCAGACAGUAUUAGUGAAUAUAAGCUGCAGGAAUUAACUGAGCAAAGAAGACAUUUGGCCACUGACUUGGAGGCCACUUUAGAUGAUAUACAAAAUGAAUGUCGCCAUUAUUCAGAAAGCACUACAUUUAUACGAUCUUCUGAAAGAGAAUUACAUGAGUUGUUAAUGAAGAAGCAACAGUUACUAGAAAAGAUGGAAUCAAAUGAAAAAGAGCUACAGGAUGCUAAGGCUCUUGCAACUACCCAACCAGGCAGUAUCAGUGAUUAUAAACUACAGGAACUAACCAAGCAAAGAAGAUCUCUCAUUGCAAAUCUAGAGACAAUUACGCAUGAAAUACAAAAAGAAUUUACAUCUGAAGUUGUUUCUGUUGUGCAUCCUGAUGAAAGAGAAUUAUAUGAGUUAUCUGGAAAAAGAGAAGAAAUACUGGCAAAGCUUGAAUCUGUUCAGGAAGAAUUAUAUGAAACUUCAGCUUCUGAAGCUAUAUAUCCUGGCAUUUUCAGUGAAAAGGAAUUAUAUGACCUAUUAAUGAAGAAGAAAGAAUUGCAAGAAAAGUUGCAGUCCAAUGAGAAGGAAAUUGUGGAAGCUCAGAUUCUUGCAUCCAUCCAUCCAGGCAUUAUCAAUGAACACGCACUUCAAGAAUUGGUUGAAGCAAAAAAACACUUGACUACAGAUUUAAAGGCAACUAUACAUGAUAUUCAGAAGGCAGAACAUGCUCAUUUUGAACGACCUAGUGAAAUAAUUCAAAAAGAGAGAUCACUGAAUCACUUACUUAAAAAAAAGGAGUUACUACAGAAACGUUUGGAUUCUAACUGGACAGAAUUAGAAGAUGCUCAGGCUCUUGUAAUGGCCAAACCUGGAUAUAUCAAUGAGCAUAAACUACAAGUAUUAUCUGAUGAAAGAAGCAAUUUGUCUAAAGAGCUAAAGAAAGUUUUUCAGGAGAUAUUAGCAUUGCAGCAAGGUGCUCCAGAGAAAUUUCCAGAUAGACAUUAUGGAGAAAAAGAAUUAUAUACACUAUCUAAGAAGAAACAACUGUUAUUGGAAAAUUUAAAAAGUUUACAAGAAGCUCAAGCUUUUGCAGCGGCCCAACCUGGCGGUUUGGAUGAAGAUAAACAAAAGCAGUUAAAUGAACAAAGAAAACAGUUAACUACAGAGUUGGAGAAAAUAGUAAAGAAUAUUCAAAGAGUGGAACAUAGUACUUCAGAAAUACGUCUAGAUAUAAGAGCCAGCGAGAAAGAUCUACAUGAAUUGUUAGAAAAGAAGUUUGAAAUACUGGAAGAUUUGGCAUUCAAUCAAAAAGAGCUGCAGGAAGUUCAAGUUCUUGCAGCUGUCCAGCCAGACACUAUCAGUGAUUAUAAACUGAAAGACCUCACUACGAAAAAUAGGUAUUUGACUGAAUAUCUAGAAGCAACUGUACAAGAAAUACACGAAAUAUCAAAAAAAAUUUCAGAAACAAUUAUUAUUACAAGACCCAGUGAAGAAGAAUUAUGUGAACUAUUUGAGAAGAAAGAACACUUGCUAGAAAAUCUGGAAUCUAAGGAGAAAGAAUUAAAAGAAGCUCUUGAAAUUAGUCAACCAGGCACUGUCAGUGCACAUAGACUACAAGAAUUAAAUGAGCAAAGAAGACAUUUAAGUGUAGAACUAGAAGCAACUGUACAUGAUAUACAAAAAAUAGAAGAUCAUGUCUCAGAAGAAGCCUUAAUGAGAAGAUCUGAGGAAAUAAAACUGCAUAAAUUACAUGCAUGGAAGAAGCUUUUAUUAGAACAUUUGGAAUCAAAUCUGGAACUACAAGAAGAAAUCCAGGCUAUGGAACCAGAUAAUACUACUGAAAAAAAGAUGGAGGAAUUACACGAGCAAAGAAAGGUUUUAAUUGAAAACCUGGAAGCAGUUGUGGAAGAUAUAGAUGAUACAAAAAGUUAUAUUUCACAAACAGGAGGAGUUAUCAAAUAUGUUGAAAAGGAUUUGGGAACACUUUAUCAGAAGAAGCAAAUGUUUUUGGAACGUUUGGAGUUAAAUUUAAACAACCUUCAAGAAACACAGACUGUUGUAGUUACUCAUCCAAGCAGCAUAAAUGAACAAAAAAUAAUUGAUCUCACAAAUGAAAGAAAGCUUUUGGUUGCUGGUCUUGAAGCAGUUAUUCAAGAUUUACAAGAUAUGAAGGAUAUUACUAAAGAAACAGUUAAAAAAUCCAAAAAACAGCUUUUGGAAGCACUAUGUGAACAAAAAGGGUUGUUAUUGGAAAAGUUGUCAUCAAAUCUGAAAGAUUUGAAGCAAACACAGGCUCUUGCAGUUGCUCAACCGGGCAGUAUUAAUGAGCAAAAUAUACAAGAACUCAAUGAACAAAGAAGGCUAUUGUCUAUAGGCUUAGAGGGAAUUGUACAAAAUAUUCAACAUAUACAGAAUCUUAAAUCAAGCGAAACCGAACUAUUAACACCCGGUGAAAUACAAGCAUUAUCUGAGAAGAGAAAGUUAUAUUUGGGUAAUAUGGAAUUAAAUCUGAAAGAUUUGAAAGUUUUGCAGGCCGCUGCAGUUACGCAACCAGAUAAUGAACAGAUAAUUCAACAAUUAGCUGAAAAAAAAAUAAUAUUGUUUGGCAAUCUGGAGAGAAUUAUUCAAGAUGUGGAGCAAGAACAGAACUCUGAUUUAGAAAAAGGGUUGAUGAAAAGAUCUGAUGAGAGAGAAAUACAUGAGCUGCUAGUGUUUUCAGCACUAGAAUCAAAAUGUUAUGAACUGGAAGAAAUGGGGAUUCUUUCAUAUAAUCAGCUGGAUGUUAUCAAAAGGAAAGUGAACGAUUUAAAAGAAAAAAGAAAGAGUUCAUUUUAUGGACAUCAUUUACUUUAUCCCAAAGAAUAUCCAGUAGAAAAUAUGCUUGAGAGGCAAAAAGAAGCAUUAAAAGAAUUCCUCCAACAAAGAAAGUAUUUGUUUUCAUAUCUGCGAUCAAGUAUUGAAAAUCUGCAACAAAAAAGCAUUGCUUGGCAAGAAAUUUCUGAUAAGAACAUAGCAAAACAAAAAUAUUUGGCUGCAAAACUAGAAGCAAAUAUGAGAGAUAUACAAGCUGCUUAUGAAAAAACACAGAAAAUAGAAAAGUCCAGAGAUGUUGAAUCAAGGCAACAGUUUCAACCACUAGUUAGUCAGAAGACCACUGUAACUCAACCGUCAUAUCACCAACUAUUGAUGGCAAAAGUUUCAGCUCUACAUAUAAGCAAAGCUCCUAUGAUGAAAAGUAUCAGACAUGAAGAGACAAGCCUAGAUAGUACAAAAUCAGAGGAAAGACCCACUAGUUCUCUCUUAGCGGAGCGGAGCAAAAUUCUAAGCAGGGAAGUAGAUAUGUCAAGUAGAAGCAAACUUAGCACACAAUCUUUGCAAAAAAUAUCUAGUCUUUUUCCAUUUGAUAUCAGCAAGUUUUCUGCUGAUAUUGCAUUGCACGAAUUACUAGAAUACAACAGGACUCUGCUUCCAGGCCAUAAAGCAAAUCUUCAGCAUGCAUGGCAACUUGCACAGCGAAAGAUACUACAACAACAAGCUAAUCUUGCUGAAAAGUUCAGAAGCUUGUCAGUGUUUUUGCCUCAACCAGGUGGCACUACUAGGUUCCACGAUUAUUCUGGCCAUCCUUCAAGACCAGCAUGGGAAGCAAACCAGUUAAGCCAAAAGUGCUACCCCCAAAAGCUGACUUUCUUAAAGAGAAGACUAUUGGGACCAGAAAUAAAAAACAAUAUAAAAGGGACCAGUUAUUCUUCAGCCUUACAAGGACUAACUACUCAAGUUCAAGAUUUGGAUUCAUUCGUUAUUUGUGGAAAGGGAUGCAGUCCUCCAAGAAAAGAUGGAACUUCCUCAGUUAUAUGGCAAAAUCCAAGAAAUCCAAGAAACCACUGAUCCAACUUUUAUCUUUUGGAAUAAUUCAUUAUACAGCAACCUUGUAACUUUCAUCUUUAUAACUAUGAUAAGGAAAAAUUAAGGCAUUCAUGUAUGAAUCUUUUGAGACCUGUGAAAACUGUAAUUUGCAGUGUAACGGCAGUUAAAAUAUACAUAAGCUGAACUACCAAAUCAGAGUAAUGAUUUUUACUCCAUUUGAUAAAAGUACAUUUAUGCCUCUCUGAAAUGUCUGGAAUUCAGAUAUUUUAAAAAAUAAAUCUUUGGACCUAACUAACCGGACUAUUAAAAUUCACAGAACCAGCUAAUAUAAUUGAGUAAACUUUAUGCUAAGUCAUAAUACAGUUCAUUUUAUAGAAUUCCAUGCUGUUUGCUCUCCACCACACUUAAGCAGCUAGUGAAUGUUGACUUAUAAGGAAAGUGAGGGUCCUCCUUGUCUUGUUAGAUACAGAGAUCAUAAAAGCAAGUUCAGAAAAAUUAGAUGGAUUUUUUGGGGAACUAGGGAAUUAUGCUGAUACGGAUGGAUAUCAAGUUCGUUCUAACUUCCAAGAACUG